AAAGAAACGAUGAAACUUUGAGUUGAGUUGUUGAGUCUGCAGUAUAUAUAUUUUGCUUGUUAAUUUUAAGCGUAAAAUUGUCAUCGCAGACAUAAGAUAACCAUGCUUUAUAGUAUAAAUAUAUCAGAAUGUAAAGGAUAACUUUCUAAUGGUAUAGUUAAAUCAGUACAACAAGAUAACACACAAUAGAUUUAAUGUAACGGAUAUUGAUUUAAUAUUCACGAAUAAAUAAUGAAAUAUAAAAUGUUUCUGCUUUUUCGAGCAACUCACGACUUUCCUAUGAUAGAGUUUACCUGUAGAUGACACCAAGGAUGUCCAUCGAGUAUGAGAGAGUUUCCACGCUAACGUAUCGUAUCCUCCAUGUCCUGUUUACAGUAUUACCUUACCGUGAUCGCGUCCAUCAUCGUCGUUAGGUACGCUCGGAUUGCCCGCUCCUUCGAUUAAAUAUUAUUAUGUUCCGCACGAUUCGUUGGUGAUGUCCGAAGGCGUGGUGCGUUUACGUGCUUCUGAAAGCUACAUCGCGUGACAAUCGAUCUGGGAAGUGGCGGUCGCCCGACGACAAUCAGCGAUGAUUCUGUGUUACGCGACGAUCUAUGGGGUUUUGGUGGCCACGCUCGGUGUCAAUGCUCUGCACGCGAAAGAUCCGUUGGCGCAUCACGGAAGAUGCGAACCGAUCACGAUCAAUUUGUGCAUGAACAUACCGUAUAACGAGACGAUCAUGCCCAAUCUCAUGAAUCACCAAAAACAAGAAGACGCUGGCCAAGAGGUGCAUCAGUUCGCACCUCUGGUUAAGAUGAAGUGCAGUCCUGAUCUUCGAUUCUUCCUCUGCACUGUCUACGCGCCAGUGUGCACCAUCAUCGACAGGGCCAUACCCCCGUGCAGAUCUUUAUGCGAGAGUGCUCGUGCCGGAUGUGAACGUUUAAUGAACAGUUUCGGCUUCGCCUGGCCUGAGAAUCUCGAUUGUUCCAAGUUGCCUGAAAAUGGAGGUCCUGAGCUUUGCGUUGGCCACAAUGAGACUACACCACCAGAACCCUCAGCACCUGUGUAUCCACCACCACGUAUGCCUGUGGCUGAAUUCCAGCCAUCCUGGACGGGUGGACCCAAGCCCUUUGGCAGCGGAUACAUGGUCGGGGCUAGAGACUUUGGGUUUGUUUGCCCCUUGCAGUUUCAGGUUCCAGACGAAUUUGGUUAUUCUCUGAAGGUCGGCGACAAAGUUGAGCCUAAUUGUGGCGCACCUUGCGAUGGAAUGUUUUUCACAGAGAGAGAGCGAAGAUUUUCAAGGGUCUGGGUCGGUACUUGGGCAUCCAUUUGUGCAGCUUCUUGCUUCUUUACCUUCUUAACGUUUCUCAUUGACACAGAUAGAUUCAGGUACCCAGAGAGACCAAUCAUCUUUUUGUCAGUUUGUUACCUUAUGGUAGCAUUGGCAUAUGUGAUUGGUUGGGCAGCUGGUAAUUCUAUUUCAUGCAGAGAACCUUUCCCACCUCUUUUAGAGAGAAUUCAAAUGGCAUCUACAAUAACGCAAGGUACCAAGCACGAAUUGUGCACGGUACUUUUCAUGAUACUAUACUUCUUUGGGAUGGCAUCUAGUAUAUGGUGGGUCAUCUUAACAUUAACAUGGUUCCUAGCUGCUGGUUUAAAAUGGGGUCACGAAGCAAUCGAAGCUAAUUCGCAAUAUUUUCAUUUGGCUGCUUGGGCUGCACCAGCGAUCAAAACAGUUACUAUUCUUGCGAUGGGGAAGGUGGAAGGAGAUAUAUUAUCAGGUGUUUGUUAUGUGGGACUUUGGAAUGUCGAAGCUCUACGUGGAUUUGUUUUAGCACCAUUAUGUGUCUAUCUUAUUCUUGGAACUGCCUUCUUGUUAGCUGGAUUUGUGUCUCUUUUCCGUAUACGCACGGUCAUGAAACACGAUGGUACAAAGACUGAUAAAUUAGAGAAAUUAAUGAUUCGUAUUGGCAUAUUUUCUGUGUUAUACAUAGUUCCUGCACUGAUUGUAAUUGCGUGCCUAUUUUACGAGCAAGCUUACUUCGAUCAAUGGAUGUUAACUUGGAAUAUGGAGAUGUGUUCAAGACCUGGACCACAAUCUCUGUAUUCGAUGCCAUGUCCUGUUGGUGAACGCACCCGCGACGUUGGGAGGCGACCCGAAUUUGAAGUUUUCAUGAUCAAAUAUUUAAUGGCUAUGAUUGUUGGUAUAACAAGUAGCUUUUGGGUAUGGUCGAGUAAAACUCUCACCAGUUGGCGACAGUUUUUCAAUCAUAUACAAGGACGUCGGGCAGAAGCGUAUGUUUAAAGACUUAUCGAGUAAAUUUAAGGAAUUUCAUACAACAAAACUGAUAAGGUUUUAUAUUUCUCAAUCAUCGCAUUUGUUCACUAAAUGUAAACGUAAACGUUCGAAAAAAAAACUAAUCAAACUAACUUGUAACAAUGCAUAUUUUAUUGCAGUUUAUAAAAUUCGAACAAUUUAUAGUAUUGUACGUUUGAAUGAUUCGCAUAAAAAGUAUGUUUGAGGUUCGAUUUAUUGAACACAGAUCUGAAUAGCAAGAUAUGCAUUUUAAGAUUAUUUUUUUAUACUUCACCAGUGCAUUGCAAAUAAUCUAUGGGGAUUUUAUACAAAUAUACCGUGCCAAAAUACUUUUUUAUUGAGACAGUUGUAUGUUUAUUUGAGCUAUUUGUGAAUUUGUCCACUGUACUUUUAUGAAAGUUGCGUAAGGACUGUAUAAAAUGUUAAAGCUAAUCAUUGAUUAGGUUGCAAGUAUUAUUAGACAAUGUUUACAUUAUAUUUUAAGUAAUGUACUCUUCCCUUAUACCUUACCAGAAUUCAUAACUAAUGUCAUAUCGUUUAAGUUAAGUUAAAAAUGCUCAAACUGUUUGCAGACAAAGUGUUCAAAGUUUAUAAGUGUACUUUUCUACUAUGCACAAAACAGUGGGUCCUGUUUAUAGCUCAUUGUAUUUUCAAACCUUCCACUUUAGGUUUGAUUGAUAGAUCGAGAACAAUUACGCUUACUAAUCUCGCGAACAAUUUUUAUAUUUUUACAAAGCAGCUUUAGAGAUAUUUUAUGGUAUUCGAUUAAGACUCGAAGAACAUUCAAAAUUUCUUUCAAUCUAAUCAUUAAGAAUUUUUCGAUGUUUUUCCUUUUCUAAUAGUUACAAACAUUGCCUCUAUAAAAUAAAAUUUGAGACAAACAGAUCUUCGAGAGAUGUAAAAUUGACUUGUAAGCAUAUGCUACUCUAGAUUAACUAAAUUGUAUAUACAUACUUAUAUGCAUUAAUUUUACUAUGUACUAUAAUAUAUUUUUAAAAAGUUAUGUAAAUAUAUAUAUGUCCGCCAAAUAUUUGGCAAUUUUGUAUGUUUCCUAUGCGUAAUCAAAUUAACUUGAGUGACUCUGUGGAACAUAAAUGCACGAGUCAUUCCUAUAGACUCGGUAACGAUUCGCGUAUCGAGUGCAAUCAUUGUUCCAACAUCACUGAUCAAUUCGUCCAUUGAAACUGUCGAGCUUUUGUGUAUGUCUUGUAUUUACGGCGAUCGAUGAAAAACUAAUAGUAAUAUUGCUGUAAUUACAAUUGCCGUUCUUACAUUAUAUUAGAUGCGCAAAAUUAUCAAACAUGAAAUAUACAUGAUGUUGUGUAAAAUAAUUAUAACUAUUAUAUUCUUUAUAUAAUAAACCGGAAUAUAUACAUUCAAAGAGUU
Hylaeus volcanicus is the source of this 3682-nucleotide messenger RNA. RefSeq names its product frizzled-7-B (gene fz). The transcript is spliced from 3 exons. Gene Ontology annotation, cellular component: plasma membrane. NCBI's taxonomy places the organism in Eukaryota, Metazoa, Arthropoda, Insecta, Hymenoptera, Colletidae. Gene Ontology annotation, biological process: non-canonical Wnt signaling pathway; canonical Wnt signaling pathway. Gene Ontology annotation, molecular function: Wnt receptor activity; Wnt-protein binding. The record is from RefSeq and is a predicted model, not a curated record. Bases 569 to 2284 code for a protein of 571 amino acids.